This is a messenger RNA of Zeugodacus cucurbitae (melon fly), 1121 nucleotides long. Its product is annotated as serine protease easter-like. Gene Ontology annotation, biological process: proteolysis. NCBI's taxonomy places the organism in Eukaryota, Metazoa, Arthropoda, Insecta, Diptera, Tephritidae. The coding region runs from base 263 to 1066 and encodes 267 amino acids. The transcript is spliced from 3 exons. Gene Ontology annotation, molecular function: serine-type endopeptidase activity. The record is from RefSeq and is a predicted model, not a curated record.
GAGACCCCGGCAGUCGAAGAAUUUAGUUUACCACAACCGCCUUACUGCGGCACAGUGUCCACAGCUCAAGCAGAGUUCGACUCUGGUUCAAUUACCUAUGAAGAGGAAUACCCCUGGACAGCAUUGCUGCUAUACAAAAAUAAAAGGAAAGAAAAAUCGCAUAUUUAUUGUGGUGGCACACUUAUACACGAGCGUUUUGUGCUCACAGCGGCACAUUGCCUGCAUGAGCAAGAGCCGGAAUGGAAUUUGACUGGCGUGCGGAAUGGAAUUUGACUGCGAUGCUAUAACAAAUCGUAUUAUAGGUGGUGCUCAAACUGGUAUUGAAGAAUAUCCCUGGACUGCAUUGCUUUUAUACGCAAGUAAAAAUGCAUCGAUUGCAAUAAGAUGUGGUGGUUCUCUUAUUAAUAAAUAUUAUGUUAUUACCGCCGCACAUUGUACAGAAAUAAAUGGCGCACCUCUUAUUAAAGUUCGUUUGGGUGUUUGGGAUAUAACAGAAGAUGAAGAUUGUGAUUAUCGCCGUUGUAAGCCACCCGAACGGACUAUGGAGGUAUCUGUAAAUAACAUAAUAAAACAUCCAAGAUAUAAUCCAAGAAACUUAGAUUAUGACGCAGCAUUAUUACGUUUGGAGAAUCGUGUCGAAUACACUAGAUUUAUUAAACCCAUUUGUCUGUCAAUGGACGUGAGUCUACGUGGGAAACGAUACGAUGGAAAUAGUGUCACUAUCGUCGGUUGGGGUCUUACAGAAACGAAUCAAUUAAGUGAUAUUAAGUUAAAAGCUACUGUGCAGAUCGUUAAAAAGGAGUUCAUAUUGGGAAACAAUUGCAAACAGAUUAGAGCACGCGAAUAUAAAAUAUAUGCCACUGGUAAUGGCAAUGAUUCCUGUCAUGGCGAUUCCGGUGGACCACUUAUGAUCGAGGAAGAGGUAAAUGACAAUAGAAAUUGGUAUCUAAUCGGCAUAAUUUCAUACGGAACCUUAAAGAAUAUAUGUGGAACUGAGGAGUCUAUUGGCAUUUACGCGCGCGUCAGUUCCUUUUUGGAUUGGAUAAAUUAUACCAUAAGCACUUAAACAAUAUUAUUUACAAUUUGAAUAUGUAAAACCAUUGUAACCGUAAAUGUAUAAA